Molecule: messenger RNA, 1341 nt
Organism: Pleurotus ostreatus (oyster mushroom)
Lineage: Eukaryota; Fungi; Basidiomycota; Agaricomycetes; Agaricales; Pleurotaceae
Exons: 7
Coding region: 1-1341 (446 amino acids)
Cellular component (GO): cytosol; centrosome; nucleoplasm
Source: RefSeq, a predicted model, not a curated record
AUGUCUGAGUCUCCAGAUAAUGCUGGGGCCUUGAUCUCGAAUCUCGAAUCACUACGAAUCCCAUCAGAAUUCAAGCGAUAUCCUGAUCUCGAGGAUAAUGACAUUCUGACGACUUGGAGGGAAGAAGCAGAGCAGAACCUACUGGAACUGAAAGCUAUCGUCAACGCUGCCACAAAAGAUGGCGGCUCGACCUUGUCACGGAAUCAGAAAGCUGCAGUCGUAGCCACGGUUGCACAGUUCGACGGCGGUCCUUGGGUAUCGUCUACUUCGAAGGGUGUAGCUACUGAUAUCCUGAAUCAUUUUCAGGGCACCGUUACCGAGUUGCUGCCCCAAAUCCUAAGCGAGCAUCUGAAGCCGAUAUUUCGAACCAAUCCUCAUCCGUUACUGCAUACAUCCACUGGUCGGAAACUUCCACGACCUGCAGGCGGACCGCUCGCUUCAAGCGAUUACUAUGAGUCGCAAUCGUGGAAAGACCACCCAGGAGCCCCAAAUCUGGUCUCUUGGUGCGUGAGGCAUAUACCAAAUGAUUAUUGGGAUGAACUCUGGCACUUGAUCAUCCCACCAAUAAUGACCCUGUUGGAUGACUAUGAAGCCAAAUACAAAGUGCAAGGUGCCAAAAUCGUCUCUGAAAUGCUACGAACAGUUCCCAGAACGGUGCUAAAGCGGACAGGCAUAGACGGUCUUCUAAACACAUCGCUCCAAACAUGUCUAGCCCACCUUCAGCGUCCGGAAUCGGCCACACUUAUCCGAGAAGCCAUCCCCGCGUCCGUGUCGCUGACAACACUUACAACCGAUCAAGGCUCACAAGACCGCUUCGAUCAACUGAGUGCUCUCCUUGGAGAUGGUAUCAUCGGUGGCAUCUGGCUAUAUUCGUCUCUCGAUCUCGCCGCUGUUGAGGCCUCAGUAGAAGCACUUCCCCUUGUUAUCGACGCUCUGGGACUGGGCUGUACGCGAUUCCUCAAGGCAUUGAUUCCGCAGCUUGUGCACCCUCUUUCCCAAAAUAACACUUCUAGUGUAAUAGACUUCCAGUUCCAUUCUACCCGGGCCCUUGGGCAUGUUAUAGAUGCCUGCGCUCCCCGUAUGCACCGGUGGAAGGGCUCCAUAGUGGACGGAAUCGGAAGAUGUUGGGUAGCCACUCAAGAUGGUGAUGCCACAAAUACUACUGUCGAGCUUCUGAGAUCGAAGCUCGUAGACGUGUGUAACAAACUUGCCCAGGCAUGCCCGUCGGUGAUCCAGGAGUACCAACUGCUUUAUGCAGUUGAACCGGCGUUAUUCACAGACCUUGUGGGAGAUAUCAUACACCGCAGUUCGGAUGCCCCCUCUGUUGAAGUACCGUCAUAG